Molecule: messenger RNA, 1180 nt
Organism: Seminavis robusta
Lineage: Eukaryota; Bacillariophyta; Bacillariophyceae; Naviculales; Naviculaceae
Source: the annotation of a GenBank genome assembly
CACAGAUGAUUAGCCUGAACCCUCAAGUUCCAAGACCACUGGAAAGCCCAGAACAUGCAAGGAAACAGCGGACAGGAACAGGCAACAGGGGACAGGGGACGGCGACCGACCACAGGCAAGCCAGAGGCCCAAAGAAUUGAUUGAGUGCGUGGUAUGGUGUAUGGUGUACUACUUGUCUAGUAGCUAGCUAGUUAGAGACAACUAUGGAUCGAGAAGAAGUGGCACAGAGCCUCAAUGUGAUCAAAUCCAAGCCAGUGGAUCCCUUGAUGCUGCUUUCCGAGCAGGAGUUGGCCAGGGCUGUGGACAUCAAGGCGAGUGUAGAGGCGGACGCCAGACUGCAGAAUCGGUCCGAUUUUGAGUACGUUCAGUAUGCCCUUACAGCAGAAUUGGAAGAAUCUCUGGAACAAGUUCUGGAGCGCAUCUACCUGAUGCAAUGCUUUCGACAAGAAUACAAGAUCCACGACAAUGCCAAGGAAGGAGCCGAAGUGGUGCAUAAAUUGUCUCUCCUGUGUCCCGGAGUCUGGCUGGCGGUAGAGCAUGUGUCACAGCAACAGAAUUACAUGUUGGUACUGGAUUUUGCCAAACUUCUCCCCAAAGAACAGAUCAAAACAGAUGAUGACUUGAGGACCUAUCUUGCCGCCCUUUAUUACCUACAAAAUAGUGUCCUCCCAAACUUUGUGGCCAUUCGAGAAGGUUGGACAAUCAUGUGUGAAUGUGAGGGGGCAGGCUUUGGGUCCUUUGAUGCAGAGUUUUUUGACAAAAUUAUGCAUCACCUGUUCAAAGCAUAUCCCAAAAAUCAAAAGGAUGUCUUUAUUCUCAAUUCACCCUCCGUCGUGAGUUUAUGGUGGGGCUUGUGGAAGAGAAUUCUGACAAAGGAGCAACAAGAACGUCAUCAUUUAGGACAUCAAAUACAGGGGUUUGAGGGACGUCGUAUUGAUGAACUCUAUAAAAUUCCAACGGCAGAAGAUGGCAGGCAGAGAAUGAUAAAUAAUGUGUACCAAUACCUCCAACUUCGGAAACGCAAGGAAGCAGAAUUUUCAUUGAUCGAGGCUGCGGUGCGAGCCAUGACCCCGGAUGAAGUCCAUCACGUAAUUGCAAACAAUAUACAGAUAAACAGAUAGAUAUGAAUAAGUAGAUAAGAUGAAUAAUAAAAUUUGCUCAGAAGCAAAAGACGCAUUGC